GUCGGCGGCAAGAUGGUGGCGCGCAGCAAGAAAGGCGCGGCGCGGGACUCGGUGGCUAUCCCCAGUCCACCAGGGUACACAGCCAUUCCCAUCAAAUUCUCAGAAAAGCAGCAGGCUUCUCAUUACCUCUAUGUGAAAGAACACAGAGUUCGAGAAGGCACCCAGUCAGCCUGGCCUGAGAAGUGUACCCUUUUUGUCCUCAAUGUGCCUCCAUACUGCACAGAGGAGUGCCUGUCACGUCUCCUGUCCCCCUGUGGCCCCAUCAAGUCUGUGGAGUUGCAAGAGAAGCCAGACCUCACCGAGAGCCCAAAGGAGCCAGAGUCAAAGUUUUUUCAGGCCAAGCGUGUUCCGGGGUUCCAGGUGGCCUACGUGGUGUUUCAGAAGCCAAGUGGCGUAGCUGCUGCCUUGAACCUGAAGGGCCCUCUGCUGGUCUCUACAGGGAGUCACCCCGUGAAGAGCGGUGUCCACAAGUGGAUCAGUGACUAUAAAGACGCGGUGCCCGACCCCGAGGCUUUGCGGGAGGAAGUGGACACGUUCAUGGAGGCCUACGACCGGAAGAUAGCUGAGGAGGAGAGCAAGGCCAAGGAGGAGGAAGGAGUCCCUGACGAGGAGGGCUGGGUGACGGUGACGCGCAGGGGCCGGCGCCCCGUGCUGCCCCGGACGGAAGCUGCCAGCCUGCGUGUGCUGGAGAGGGAGAAGCGGAAGCGCGCCCGCAAGGAGCUGCUCAACUUCUACGCUUGGCAGCACCGCGAGACCAAGAUGGAGCACCUAGCCCAGCUGCGGAAGAAGUUCGAGGAAGACAAGCAGAGGAUUGAGCUGAUGCGAGCCCAGCGCAAAUUCCGACCCUACUGAGGCCGGCGGCCGUGCCUGGACCGCAGGUGGUGACCCGAGGGC
Messenger RNA from Dipodomys ordii (Ord's kangaroo rat), 894 nucleotides. RefSeq names its product ribosomal RNA processing 7 homolog A (S. cerevisiae) (gene Rrp7a). Bases 13 to 852 code for a protein of 279 amino acids. Gene Ontology annotation, cellular component: UTP-C complex; CURI complex. The record is from RefSeq and is a predicted model, not a curated record. Gene Ontology annotation, biological process: ribosomal small subunit assembly; rRNA processing. Gene Ontology annotation, molecular function: RNA binding. Lineage: Eukaryota; Metazoa; Chordata; Mammalia; Rodentia; Heteromyidae. The transcript is spliced from 7 exons.